This is a messenger RNA of Coregonus clupeaformis (lake whitefish), 1442 nucleotides long. Its product is annotated as transmembrane emp24 domain-containing protein 2. Gene Ontology annotation, biological process: Golgi organization; endoplasmic reticulum to Golgi vesicle-mediated transport; intracellular protein transport. The record is from RefSeq and is a predicted model, not a curated record. Gene Ontology annotation, cellular component: Golgi apparatus; endoplasmic reticulum-Golgi intermediate compartment; endoplasmic reticulum. Bases 169 to 792 code for a protein of 207 amino acids. Lineage: Eukaryota; Metazoa; Chordata; Actinopteri; Salmoniformes; Salmonidae. The transcript has 5 exons.
AUCCUUACGUGGCAGUCUCACCGAAGCUAGCUAGGAAGUUUACAAAAUAUCCUCUAUAGCUUGUUCUGAGGCUCCUGCUGCGAUACAUGUGCAAUUUUAGGGGAUAUUUGAAAUCGCUGGUACACAGAGAAUCUACAAUUGUCACGUAACGCUAGCUAAAAUCUAAGCAUGUUCACGGCUUCAGAGAUCGUUGUUCUUCUUGGGUUCAUGUCCGCAACAGCGUCCGGCUACUUCGUUAGCAUAGACGCUCAUGCAGAUGAGUGCUUCCAUGAGCGGGUUAACUCGGGAACCAAGAUGGGCCUGAUGUUUGAAGUUGCUGAGGGGGGCUUUUUGGACAUUGACGUUGAGAUAACAGGACCUGAUGGCAAGCAGAUCUACAAAGGAGACCGAGAGUCCAGUGGAAAGUACUCCGUGGCAGCUCACAUGGAUGGGACCUACAAGUUCUGCUUCAGCAACAAGAUGUCCACCAUGACACCCAAGAUCGUCAUGUUCACUAUUGACAUUGGAGAGGCACCCAAGGGACAGGACAUGGAGACUGAAGGUGGAGAGAGUUGGGAUGCCCACCAGAACAAGCUGGAGGAGAUGAUCAACGAGCUGGCGGUUGCCAUGACGGCUGUCAAGCAUGAGCAGGAGUACAUGGAGGUCCGGGAAAGGAUACACAGAGCCAUCAAUGACAACACAAACAGCAGGGUGGUUCUCUGGUCGUUCUUCGAAGCCCUGGUCCUGGUGGCCAUGACUCUGGGACAGAUCUACUACCUGAAGAGGUUCUUCGAAGUGCGCCGAGUUGUGUAACACCUCCAACCUUCCCACUGUGACUUCCUGUUGCACUGUUAUCUCAGCACAGAGACAGCAAAACAGUCACACCUUGGAAAUAAGACUCUUGGCAGAUUUCAGUAAAAGUCUGAGUACAAAUUGGAUCCCUUUGUUUUUUUAAAAAUGUUUUACCCUGUUACCACUUGUUAUUUCCAUAUUCAUGUGCUUGUUACUGUUGUAUGUGUUUUGAACUCUAGGCCUUUCAAAGAUCAUAGGGUUGAUGAUGUCAAGUUUGAUUUAUUUUCUCAUCGCUGCGGGAGCAAAUUAUUUGUUAUGGAUUACUCCACGCAGCUUGGUCAACUGCAACUACUAGCCAUGCACUAGCCAAGGAGGUUGUCUGUCUGUCUAUAGUCAGUGGAUGGGCUGUAUAAAGUAACAAAACCAGGACCGGCAUUUGCGAGAUGCACACUGAUGUUUAUGCAAGAAUGUAUCCCUUAUUUGACCCAUUGUUUGGACCCCUUUGCAAUUGAUAUGAUGAAGUAGUUGAUAUAAAGUAUGCAUCAGCUCAAGGUGAGACACUUGGGGCUUGUUCAGGAGAGUGAAAUAUCACAGAACGUUCACGUAGAAAUGUAUUGUGCAGAACCGACAUGCUUCUGUUAUGUAGAAUAAAGAAUUGUGUCCAAAUAUCA